AUGUUCUAUUCAUUCUUUCAAAGUCUAUGGAGAAAAGCCAAGCAAUUCAGUGUCUCAAAAAUACAGUGUUUGAGAAAGGGAAGCGAUCAAGAUGGGCGGAAAGAGCUGAGUAGCUAUCGUCAUGAAUGCAAAUUUCAUGAUCAGAAACCCAUCGCUAGCGCAGCUCUCAUGAAUCUGCGAAACCUUUACCCGAAGGUCAUCCGGUGGGCAUCCGAUAAGAGAGGAAUAGGUCAUUUCGACUUUAGGCUAUACUCUCAACACAAACGACAUCAUCCAUUGCCUUUAGCUCCUUGUCUGGGUUGGUCGUGUAUCUGGACGAUGGCAAAAAGGAACGCAAUUCAAAUUGUCCUUGGGGUUGCUUUGGUGUCAUCUCGGAGCCAUUCACUCAAUGGUGCAAAAACGUGCACAUGCGACAAGCGGGAUACUGGUACCGGGUCGAGGUGGUACCGACUUGUGUUAAAAAAAAACCCAGAAGCAGCUCAUCCUUCUCUCACCCAGUGAUGACAAUAAAGGA
Molecule: messenger RNA, 514 nt
Organism: Mycotypha africana
Lineage: Eukaryota; Fungi; Mucoromycota; Mucoromycetes; Mucorales; Mycotyphaceae
Exons: 3
Coding region: 1-501 (166 amino acids)
Source: RefSeq, a predicted model, not a curated record